AUGUCGAAUGAAAAAGUCGUUUUAAUUAUUGGAGCUAACAGUACUUUGGGUUUGAAUAUUGCAUAUAGACAAAUAGAAAGUCAAGCUCCUGAGGAUUCAUUAAUAUUUGUUUUAACUUCGAGAUCGAUCGAACGUGCAAAUGAGGCUGGUGAUUCCAUUAAAGCAUUCAAUGAUCAACGAGAGGCCGUUAGGAAGGUUACAACUGUUCCACUGGUGUUGGAUCUAACAAAUAUGAAGAAUGUGUUGGAGACUAGUGUUUUAUUGAAUAAAACCUACAAAGCUAUCAAUUAUGUGUAUGUAAAUGCGGCUCUGGGUGUGUGUUCGGGGAUCAAUUGGUUCAGUGCUAUUCAGGAGGUUAUAACUAGCCCCGUUCAAGCAGUAACAGAUCCUCAUUAUAAAAUUCAAAAAGUUGGAUUGAUGUCAAAAGAUGACAUGGGUUUAGUCUUUGAAGCUAACGUAUUCGGACCUUAUUACCUGAUAAGAAAGAUCCUUCCGAUAUUGUCUCCUGGUAAGGCUGUCGUAGUGUGGAUUUCAAGUAUUAGAUCCGAUCCAAAUUAUUUACCCCUUGAUGAUUUAGAACUUAUUGAAUCGCCAACGCCUUAUGAAGGUUCUAAAAGGAUGAUUGAUGUUAUGCACUUGGCUACAUAUAAAUAUUUAAAGUCAAAGAGUGUCUACCAAUAUGUUGUGCAGCCGGGUAUUUUUGUGAGUCAAUCGUUCAACGUACAUCUAAAUAUUAUCACAUAUUAUUUGAUGAUGAUCAUGUUUUAUUUGGCAAGAAGAUGGGGUUCUUACUGGCAUACAAUUGAUCCUUACAAGGCUGCAAAUUCUCCUGUGUAUGUAACAACAUUCCGUGACCGUGAUUUUGAAAGACAGGAUAUCAAAUAUGGAUCUGCCACGUAUAGUGAUGGUGUUGAACAUAUAAAACCUGAGGAAUUAGAUUUCACCGGUAAGGAAAAAGUUGCAGAGUUUUUAUUAUCUAAAGAAAAAGAGUGGAAUAUAAGAUUAGGUGACCAGGACACCAGUUAA
Maudiozyma barnettii is the source of this 1026-nucleotide messenger RNA. RefSeq lists its product as uncharacterized. NCBI's taxonomy places the organism in Eukaryota, Fungi, Ascomycota, Saccharomycetes, Saccharomycetales, Saccharomycetaceae. The record is from RefSeq and is a predicted model, not a curated record. Bases 1 to 1026 code for a protein of 341 amino acids. The transcript has 2 exons. Gene Ontology annotation, biological process: ergosterol biosynthetic process. Gene Ontology annotation, molecular function: 3-beta-hydroxysteroid 3-dehydrogenase (NADP+) activity. Gene Ontology annotation, cellular component: endoplasmic reticulum membrane; lipid droplet; mitochondrial outer membrane.